UGUUACAGGUUUUAUGUCAAGACUUUUCUAAAUGUGUUGUUGUUUACCCACCUCGAAGACAACCCCUGAUGUAAUCUACUUAAAAUCAGUAUCUCAACUUAUAGUGUGAAAGAUGCCAAUACUUAAUUUAGCUUUAAAUUUGAAAUGGGAUAGGGCUCCAGAUCUCAAGGGAGGAUCAACAAGACUCUACAUGAAAGCUUGAGACCACAUCAGGAAACAUGAGUGUGAAUGAUAAAUACAACAGACCCUUCGGGACCAGCAUUGACGAUGGCUUUAAGGAAAUCAGGAACAACAACCACUAUGCUGAAGAUUCCCUGGAUGGUGAUGGCAAUGCUAAUGAAAUCCAAAGAGGACAUGGAGGAACAAGUUUCGAGGUAAUUGAAACGCUGUCCUCUGUGGUAUCUCGCACUGAAGAACGGGUGAUUAUCCAGGGCACAGAUUCCCUAUGUGAUAACCCAGAGUUGGCUGAGUUUGAGAUGCUGGAAAGUAAGGAACUAAAGAAUGACGAAGAGAACAGUAUUCUUGAAGGUGACAUGAAGAGGGCUAUAUCCACUAAUAUGAUACAGACUGAGGCAAAGUCUCUGAAGAAUAGCAAAAUGUUCUUCCAAUUUAUUUCAAAUAAGCAAGAGUCUACUGUUUGUCCUCAGUCCACUAACAAAGUAAUGGUGACCAGCAUAGCCAGGACUGAGUUUAGCUCUGAAAAUGAUGUUUUUGUCUCUUGCCUUUCCACAAUGUCUAGUCUUGGAGGAAGUCUUGCUAGUGCCCUGGACCACGCCGGUCGAACCCAAAGCCCUGAUUCAUGGCAUGCUCUCUCAGGGGCAUACCAAACUCUCUCUGAGGACCUUACCCUUGCCUCAGAGUCCGGUUUAACUAUUUUGGAUAAAAGCCAGAAGUCUGUACAUACUGAGGGCAUGCAUCAUCAGCAAGGAAAAAGUACAAGACACAUCAGUGUUGAUCUCAAUCUUAACCCCACCCCCUUGCCUGAGGCACCCCUUUUAGAAGCACAAGAUAACCAACCAGCUACAUACUUUGUACCAUAUGACAGCUCAGGUCAACUGACAAAUUGCAUGAGUGAAUGUAAAAUUGCAAGGAUCAAGAAAGUCCCUAAUGAAUCAGGAAUUACCAGUCAGUACAAUCUAGGAGAACCUGGAAUUAAUGUAAAAGAGUACCGUGGAACAGAAGUCAAGGCUUCAAAUUUGAAAACAAUAUCAACUGAGAACAAACCUUGUCAACCUCUUGUCUCAGACAUCACACACUCUGCUGCACAUAACAGAUGGUUCUCACAUGAUUCCACUGGUGAUAUAAUUAAUAAACUCAAAUCCCAAAAUGAUGAAUCUCCUAAAAUUGCUCUUAAAACCUCAAAAAUAACCUUAAAGGAUACACCUGUGCACUCUGGUGUUUGUGAACACCAACCUUACAAGAAGCAAGCUUCUUUUGAAAAGACCCGAAGUUCUAGUGCAUCGAGUUUGGAAAGGCGAAGACCUUGGGGUAGCCCGUCUCGCCCUGAGACCCCUCCAUCCCCUAAAACCAUCCGUUUACCUUGGAAACAGCCACCUUCAUCACCAGCCAAGCCUAUUAGCACAAGAGAAGCAAGUCAGGAACGUAAUGAAACCUUACAGAGGGGAACCACUGGUUUGAGUCUACCAAGUAAAAGUUUUCUAAGUAGUAGUAGCAGUCUCCCAAAACCUGCCACUCCUCAGCAACCCACUAAAGCAGAAUGUGAAUCUAAGAAGUCUUCUUCACCUCAAAAGCCCAAAAAUGUUCGACCAAAAAUCAUAACAUAUGUCCGCAAAAGCCCUCAAGUGAAACCAAUGUCUGAAGUUUCCUAUGAAGUAUCGACGCUACCGCCAAGACUUUACAGUAGCUCACCAACCUCAAAAGAUUCCAAGGCUGAGGGGUCAAGAGGUUCACCUGUGCUGAGCUCCUCUAAUAUCCUUUAUGAAAAGUAUAGUCAGGAAGUACAGAGGUCAGGGUACUACUCCCCUCCAGGACUGAAAGCAUCUGGGAUCAGGCCACUGAGCCACACUGUUCCUCAUAAACUGGUGGGCAAAUCAGAAAGUUUCCACGGGGAACUGCCGGAUCAAUAUGUACAGGGUGGUAGAGUGGUUCGGCUAAAUACCCAUGAUGCUGCUGCUGCUGUUUUUCGCUUUACCAGAGCCUUAAAGCCUCAGCUGGGCCUUAGAGCUGUUACCAGACACCCUGCUACUAAGAACAGGAUAGUGUUAGCAGGUCAAAGGUCAGCGUCACCCUUCAGUUAUAUGGGUCCAGCUGUUCAGGAACCAAGUAGUCACCAGGAACUUGCAGGUCCACACAGCAGCAGUGAUGAAACUCUCCUCUCGCGCUCUCCUCUCCCUUCUGCCGAGAGCAGAAGGAGUCACAACCGCAGCAGCCCCCCGCCCCCAGCCCGCCGAUCUCUGCACCCGUCCCCUCGUGCCUCACCCGUGGCCUCUAGAAAGGAGUUUCAAAGGGAUGGAGAAAUCACCCGACCCAUUGUGUCAUCCCCGAAGAGGUUUGCAGUGCUCUCUCCCAAGCCUCAGUCCCCUGUGCGUCAGAAGUCAUGUGUGGCCCGUCUGGGUUGGCGUGCAGAAGGUGUGGAUGCUGAGUGGGAGCAGUUGAUGGUACAGAAACUGAAAGAGAGAUGUGAAGAUCAGGCUCGUCAGCUGAUCACCCUGCAGGAUAAGCUCAGGAAGUCCUCACAAUGCCUGGAUGUGUUCACCAUAACCACACAGCACUUCUGCCAGAAGAGUGAGAAUGCUGCCGUGAAGGAGAGAGAAUUGUCCCUGCAGUUAGCCAGGAUCAGAGAUGAUGUGGUGGUCAGUGUUCAGCGGUGGGAGUGUCUGCAGGGUGAGAAGGCCCAACUGGAGCAGAGUUUUGAGCGGGAGCUGAAAGGACUACAAGAGGAGCAACAGCAGGAGCUCAAGGCCCUACAGCAGAGACUGGUAGAGGAUUGCACCUCUGAGAUACAGCGACUCCAGCAACAGCAGAACAGCCACCUGGUGCAGCUGCGUUCCCAGCACCAGGAACAGAUCGAGGAAAUGAGUGAAAAACAUGAGAGGGCCGUGAUGGAGAUGGAAGCGACACAUGGUGCCACAUUGGUCACUUUACAGGAAGAACACACCAGAACUGUCAAGAACCUGAAGACGGCACAUGAGCAGCAAAAGAAGUCAAUGGAAGAGGAAUUUGAGAAUCUCAGGCUCUCACUGCAGGAUCAGGUGGACACCUUGACAUUUCAGAACCGUGCUCUACGAGACCGGGCCAAACGCUUUGAAGAAGCACUGCGCAGAAGCACGGAUGAGCAAAUAGUGGAUGCUCUUGCUCCGUAUCAGCAUAUUGAGGAGGACCUGAAGAGUCUUAAAGAGGUUCUGGAGAUGAAGAAUCAGCAGAUUCAUCAACAGGAGCUAAAAAUUUCAGAGCUGGAAAAAAUGGCCCAAAAGAAUGUUAUGUUGGAGGAGCGUAUUCAGGUGUUACAGCAGCAAAAUGAAGACCUGAAGGACAGGAUUGACCGCAACCUUGCCAUGUCCAGGCAACUAUCAGAGGAAAAUGCCAACCUCCAGGUGUAUGUUGAGAAAGAGAGCAACGAGAAGAAACGGCUGAGUCGCACCAAUGAAGAGCUGAUGUGGCGUCUUCAAACGGGCGAGUUGAGUCCUCGAAUGUCUCCCACCCAGUCGCCCCUUCAUAGAUCAGCCUCUAGUCCAGCUUCACCCUCCCGACAACAGCCUUUCCCUAGAUGAGUGUCUCUCACACCCUAUUUUUUCUCAUGUUUCUCAUCGUGGAUUCUGAUUGGGUGGAACAGAGGGUGCUCUCACACCUCUGAUAUCAGAGAUAUGGUCAUAGGUUUUUCAGUUUCAUGCCAAAUGUCAAUGUGACUGUAUUAGUUAGUUGAUACAGUGGUCAGGAUUUGAGUUGGAUAUACGUAAUUAUAUAAAUAGUUCACCCAAAAAUGUAACAUUCUAUCAUAAUUUACUGAACCUGCAUGACUGACUUAUGUGGAGCAUAAAUUGAGAAAUUAUUAAUUUAUGAUUGCUUUUUCACGCAAUUACAAAGAAUUGCGACAGAAGCUUUUAAGUUUUAAAUAGUUCAUUGUAAUACUCCGCCUAUAGUGUGACUGGAUAGUUGAAUCAGUCAGUUUAUCUCGAGAACUAAGUCAGUCUCAUUCAUGAAGAAUCAGUCAGGUUCAAGAAUCAAUCAGCAUUCUAAGCCAAUUAUGGUUGAAAAUUCCAUCUUUAUCCACAUAGUUCAAUGAUUCACCAUUUGUAUUUGAAACUGCAGUUCUUACAAAUGUUUGCAAACCACAUCUUAAAGUUGUUUGAUUGGAACUACAGCCUUCAACCCUUGAUUAGGAUUGUGAUUAUGGGUGGUGUUGGCGCAGUGGAUUAGACACAUGCCCUUGGUGUGAGAGACCCGGGUUCGAAUUCAUUGUGAGACACCAAUGUGUCCCUGAGCAAGACAC
Carassius auratus (goldfish) is the source of this 4450-nucleotide messenger RNA. RefSeq names its product microtubule-associated tumor suppressor candidate 2 homolog. The coding region runs from base 219 to 3731 and encodes 1170 amino acids. NCBI's taxonomy places the organism in Eukaryota, Metazoa, Chordata, Actinopteri, Cypriniformes, Cyprinidae. The record is from RefSeq and is a predicted model, not a curated record. Gene Ontology annotation, cellular component: cytoplasm; nucleus. The transcript is spliced from 13 exons. Gene Ontology annotation, molecular function: microtubule binding.